AUGGCGAGUGGCAAUGACACACCAAUGGCGGCGUCAAGCUUUGACUACGGAUCCUACUUGGACAACUUAGACAAUGAGCCUGAUGCGCAGCACGACGGUCGUCGUCGCCGACCACCACAAACAUAUUGGCCUCCUAGGCCGGAGUGGAACUUCCCACUUGACCCAGAGAAUGUGAUGAACCGGGAGGUGAGCCUUGACUCAUAUGCCAAAAAGAAUCGUGGUACAUUGCGCCACUUCUUCAAUCACUACCCUGUGAAAAAGGAUGUCUAUCCCCCUAUGGUUCACGGGCAGCCGGAAGGUGUGGUACCCAAGACCCCUUCACCAUCCAUUCCGACAAAACCGAAGUUGAAGUUGAAGAACAACAUGGUUCCCAAGACACCUUCUCCGUCUCAACGUUUCAACAAGAAGGACAAGAAGUUCAGCCCAAACCCUUCACCGGGUUCAGUGGGUUCAGAUUCAAUGAGUGUGUCAGCAGAUGGGUCACUUGGGCGUUCACUCUAUCAGGGUGGGGGCCGCACGCACAACCCAGAAGGGCUUCCGUUCUUGCAUGAUGAUGGUAUGGCGCCUGAUGAUGACAAUGACGUCGCAGAUGAAGACAAUCUGCCAUUCAAGCUGCUGCAUACCCUCAAUUAUGCUGGCUUCCGAGUUCUGAUAACGCCAGAGUCAACGCAUAGCAUGUGGAAUGACUGCAAGAACUCGAUCAGACGUGCGUGUUAUCAGCAUACUUUGCUUCUAUCCUCUACGCUCUCCAACGCAGCCCAUGGGCCAUAUGGGUCCGGCAGGAACCAGCAAAGCAUACAAGAGGCUGCUUCUAGCCUAUCAAAAUCUCUGUCGACUGAGGAGUUUGAGGAGUUGGUUGACGCUAUGCUUAGGGACCGCAACCUACAUGAGACUGACGACUAUGACAUCCCUGGAAUUCCGACAGAGCCUGCUGACAUCCCAGAACUGGACUGCGUCCGACGAUUGCCCGUCUAUGUGAAAACCAAAUCAUGGUUUGCCAGUGUGGCAGUAUUACACUACAUAUGCGACAAUUGGUCAUUGAUGGGGGCUGUGUUGGACCAUGCCCUUUCUACUGAUGAUGGAGUUGACGGACCAUGGAGAGACGCAGCUACCCACCAGCAAUCCGACAGCGACGUCCAGAGCCAAGCCGCCAGUGAAGAUGCAGACGCUGAAAAUGCAGAUCCUGCUGGUGAUGGUGGUGGUAUGGGCAACCGCCCCCAGAACAAGAAAGACUUUGAGAAGUUGCGUGCCCAAUUUCAAAACACUAUGUACUUUUGUGGGCAUCUCUACAAAGACACGUCUUUGCGGGAUGACAUGCGCAUGGUUGCGUGUGCAGUGGAUCCAUACAUAGACGAAUACUCUGCCGCUUUGCAAUGCCAAAAAUCAUCACAGGAGAACAAUUGUCAAUGGCAAGCCAGACGUAGUGGUGGUGAAUGGUUUACAACCGCUCUGAAGUCCAUCGCACAAAUCCAUGAUGACUCUGUUGUGGGAAGGUUCAUUAGCUGUGAUGUGCCUAGAGGGCGUGAACGUUAUACUGUGGAUGAACCUUGGCUUCUGGAAGAGAAAACCAGGCUUCAAGAUUUCUGGACAUUGCUAUCAGAGCUUGCAGCUGCUCGCUGCUGGAGCCAGAUUUGGUAUUCGAUGUCCCUACCAAACCCUGGCGUCCUCCAUGAAAAUCGGGAUUCCGCGCAGCUGCUGCUCAACUACCAUCGCAAGAUCUGGAAUGCGGUCCUGACAGUUGAAUCAGCAGUCAAGGGCCCGAAGCUGCCGAAAGCUGUCAGAAACAUCUUGAAACAACGGUUGUUGGACAUCUCAUGCAAUGGAUCGCAACUGGCGCGUGAGUUGUUUUUGGAAUACACCAGGCUCUCAUGGGACGCCUCAAACAAAGAGCUCUUGCACAUGACCCAACAGGUGUUUGGAGGGCCUUGUCAGACAAAGUAUCAUUUGGAAGAUCUUUUUGCGCAUUUGGCAAAAAGUCAGAAGGCGUCGCACCAGUCCACAACAAUCAACAAGUGGACCCGCUUCCUUUACGCUACAACUUUACCUUCUCUGAGGGAAACUGGAUGGAAGCAAGUGGUCACGAAAUACGAGGAUCAUUGCGAAGAGAAAGGCCAACUCUCAUCACAGAUUUUGAAGGGGAAGACUUUCAAGACUAGUGACAUCCCUUCUGAAUUGAGGACACACAUCAGUGACGCAGUGAAGCAGGGAAAGGACGAUAUCAAAAAAGCAGGUACCCUUUCCAACCAACGUGCAGCGGCUGCUACAGCGUGGGUCCUCCAGCAUGAGAAGACCAAUUUCUCUGCGGCCACCAUGUCAUGGACAGGAAUCUUCUUGAUGAAGCACCAUGUCUUUGUCAACACCAGCAAUGACAAUGUGCUGCUGUCCCUGGGGUUCAGGACGUGCGCUGCUCUUGGAAUCAAGCUGGUGACACACAACUUUGACGGAUCUGUCUACUUGACUGUUGACAAGCAUCCACCUUCAAACUAUCCGAGAUGGAUGUUCAACCACGCGUUGCCUGCGCUGGAUGACCCCAGUGAACGUGGAUGGAUGCAUUUGCCUGUUGAAAUCCUACAUCCGUAUGAAAUCCCUGAUGGUUUGCGACUGAGUCACGGGGUGGUCAUGGCAGUGACUGGGGAGCCCCAACCGUUGAUUCCAGCUGCUGUCAAGGCCGGAAUCUUCUUGACUCUGGACAAUCUGAGGAGCUUAUAUGCCCGUUACAAGUUUAAGUUACCUGACUCCGGUCGGGGCAAGAACGGCGGCUACAUCAAGAAGGAUUGGGCCGAGGCUUUUGUUCAAUUCCUUCACCCAAGCGCAUCUGACUCAGAGAAAGCAGAGAUGGUCCGUUCGAUAGUUGGCCGUGAUUGCAACCACCUUCGGAAAUCCAAGGUGUCAGUUCACUGCGCUGAUAUCCUGCGGGCCUUUGAUGGCCUUGACAAGACUGAUCAGGCUGAAUUUAGUGAUUUGGUGGCAGUUGCAAAAGAUGAGCAACUGCUGGCAGACAGAAGGGAACGCAAUUCCAGAAAGGCACAGGCUCCAAAAGGAGACAUACAGCACGUCACUCCCAAGCUUCUUCGAAAUUUGUGUCCUCCAACUUCAGCGGUACGAAUCAGCAGACACCCAGUGCUGAAAAGAUAUCAGUGUUUCUACACAGGAAAAGAUGUGGAAUCCGGUGACUAA
Molecule: messenger RNA, 3177 nt
Organism: Durusdinium trenchii
Lineage: Eukaryota; Dinophyceae; Suessiales; Symbiodiniaceae
Source: the annotation of a GenBank genome assembly